GGAAGUGACGUCGACGGAAGUCCAGCGUAACCGUUGUUGUUUUUAGGUGUGUAAAGGCAGCGGAGAAGAUGCCGGAGUUAGCAGUAGAAAAUGUGGUCGUUCACCCUUUGGUAUUGCUCAGCGUGGUCGAUCAUUUUAACAGAAUAGGCAAGGUUGGCAAUCAGAAAAGAGUGGUGGGUGUCCUCUUGGGGUCGUGGCAGAAGAAAGUUCUUGAUGUGUCAAAUAGUUUUGCAGUACCGUUUGACGAAGAUGACAAGGAUGACUCUGUGUGGUUCCUGGACCACGACUACUUGGAGAACAUGUAUGGCAUGUUCAAGAAAGUCAAUGCCAGAGAAAGAAUUGUGGGGUGGUACCACACGGGGCCCAAGUUGCACAAGAACGAUAUUGCCAUCAAUGAGCUCAUCAAGCAGUACUGUACCAAUUCAGUUUUAGUCAUUAUUGACGUAAAGCCCAAAGACCUCGGCCUUCCCACAGAAGCGUACAUCUCUGUCGAAGAAAUACAUGAUGAUGGCACGCCAACGUCAAAGACGUUUGAGCACGUUACCAGUGAAAUUGGAGCUGAGGAAGCAGAAGAAGUGGGAGUGGAGCACUUGCUCAGAGAUAUUAAGGACACGACAGUGGGGACGCUGUCGCAACGCAUCACAAACCAAGUCCACGGUCUGAAGGGGCUCAACUCCAAGCUGCUGGAAAUCCGCUCAUACCUGGAGAGGGUGGUCGCCGGCAAGCUUCCCAUCAACCACCAGAUCAUCUACCAGCUGCAGGAUGUUUUCAACCUGCUGCCCGACGUCAACCUGCUGGAGUUCACCAAGGCGUUCUACCUGAAGACCAACGACCAGAUGCUGGUGGUCUACCUGGCGUCGCUCAUCCGCUCAGUGGUGGCCCUGCACAAUCUGAUCAACAACAAGAUCUCCAACCGGGACGCAGAGAAGAAGGAGGGCCAGGAGAAGGAAGAGGGCAAGAAGGAGAAGAAGGACGACAAGGAGAAGAAAGAGGACAAGGAGAAGGACAAAACGGACAGCGCCAAGAAAGACGAGAAGAAAAAGAAAUGAGUGGCUCUCGGGCUAUAAGCAGGACUCUACUUGGGGAACGGUGUCAACUGAGAUGCACACACUCGUAUACAAAGACUGUUGAUGAUGAUACCGGUUUGCUUCUUUUGUUCUGAAACACGACAAAAUGUUUUCAUAGUUGCCAUACAUGGUGCUGCGCUGCACCUUGGCAUUGCUCUUUUUGCAAGAUGCUUUCUGUAUCACUUAUUAAAUUGGAGUCAUAUUAAUUUCA
Molecule: messenger RNA, 1278 nt
Organism: Syngnathus acus (greater pipefish)
Lineage: Eukaryota; Metazoa; Chordata; Actinopteri; Syngnathiformes; Syngnathidae
Gene: psmd7
Product: proteasome 26S subunit, non-ATPase 7
Exons: 8
Coding region: 69-1049 (326 amino acids)
Biological process (GO): proteasome-mediated ubiquitin-dependent protein catabolic process
Cellular component (GO): proteasome complex; proteasome regulatory particle
Molecular function (GO): protein binding; metallopeptidase activity
Source: RefSeq, a predicted model, not a curated record